Messenger RNA from Brassica oleracea var. oleracea, 735 nucleotides. Its product is annotated as small nuclear ribonucleoprotein Sm D2-like. Lineage: Eukaryota; Viridiplantae; Streptophyta; Magnoliopsida; Brassicales; Brassicaceae. The transcript has 5 exons. Gene Ontology annotation, biological process: spliceosomal snRNP assembly; RNA splicing. The record is from RefSeq and is a predicted model, not a curated record. Gene Ontology annotation, cellular component: U4/U6 x U5 tri-snRNP complex; U2 snRNP; precatalytic spliceosome. Bases 166 to 471 code for a protein of 101 amino acids.
AAAAAAAAAAAAAAUUUCACUGGCCUAUCCUCUUUUACAAGGAUUCUAAUCUAAACCAUUGAAUGCAUUCAAUCCAAAGGAAGGUGGAUCGUGAGCAUAGUGGAUUGUCGUGUGCUUGAAGACAGAGGAGGUUGCGAGAAUUCUUCGAUUCAACAUGAGAAACCAAUGGAAAAGGAUCUCAACCAGGAAAAGACAGAAGAGGAGGAGUUCAACACUGGACCUCUUUCUGUUCUGAUGAUGAGUGUUAAGAACGACACUAAGGUGCUGAUCAAUUGCUGCAACAACAGGAAACUCAUUGGCUGUGUUAGGGAUUUUGAAAGGCGCUGCAACAUGGUCCUGGAAAACAUCAGAGAAAUGAGGAUUGAGGUACCCAAAAAUGGGAAAGGAAAGAAGAAAGCUCUUCCCGUCAACAGAGAUCGCUUUAUCAGCAAGAUGUUUCUCGCCACAAAUAGCCACGAAUCCCAAGUAUGAUAGAGAUAGAAGGAGAUUGCGAUGUCUGCGAUUGGGUGAAGACCCACCUCCUGCAUCAAGAGUCUUUCUGGGAUAUUAAGGAUACUGGUUUAGGAUCCUGGGUUUGGCGGAAACUACUGCAGUUGAGGGCCACUGCAAAGCAGUUUAUCAGAAUGGAAGUUCAACGUGGACAGAAUGUGAGGUUCUGGACUGAUCUAUGGCAUCCUUUGGACAGAUUGAUAGAAGUUGUUGGAGAAAUUUGUACCUAAAAGCUUGAUAUAGCGA